Molecule: messenger RNA, 1947 nt
Organism: Rotaria sordida
Lineage: Eukaryota; Metazoa; Rotifera; Eurotatoria; Philodinida; Philodinidae
Source: the annotation of a GenBank genome assembly
AUGUCCACAUUAAACAGUACUCCAAAACUUUGUCAUCGUUGUACCAAAGAUCGUCUUACAUCUGCAUGUGAUGGAUGUCAUGUAUCAUUCUGUGUCAAACAUCUGACUGAACAUCAACAAGAACUUUAUCAAACAAUCGACAAUAUUAGUGAAGAAAAUGACUCGCUCAAACGAGAACUAAGUCAACGAGGUAUUGAAAAGAUAUUACUAGAGCAAAUCGAUACCUGGGAAAAAGAAACGAUUAACAAGAUUCGAUCUACGGCAAAAACAGCUCGAACGGACAUAAAACAAUUAACUGAAGAAUCAACAAAUCGAUUGAUUAGUAUCAUGAAUAAACUUUCGAAUGAACUUCAUAAAAAUCAAAAAGACCAUCAAUAUAUAGAAGAUAAUCUGAACCGAUGGACAAAACAAAUUGAAGAAUUGAAAAAGGAGCUGCAAAUACCACCCAAUAUUGAGUCAUUUCUGGAAGAUGACUCAACAAUUGUUCGUCUAAUAAAGAUAAAAAGCUCAGAAAAGAUAGAACCAAAUCAAACGGAUCCAUCUCCUCAAACUGAAAGUCGUCUUGAGAACAGAUCAAGCAAAAUAGCUCCAUCUAGCACAUCACCGUCAGAUAGUUCUGCUGCAUUAAAUAAAUCCGAAUCAAUAGCUAAUGUGAAUAUAUCAUCAUCUCAAUCCAGCUUUUAUCCGUCUCUAACAUUUGGAUUUAAUCAAUCUAGUAAUCAAGUUAUACAGCAGUUAUUCGAAUAUCUCAUGCGACUUGAUCCUAUGAAUAAAAAUGGACCGAUGAGUGGUCCAUGCGGUCAUCAAACUGAUCAAAUGGAAAAGUUUCUUUCCCAAACAUUCGGUUUCCGAAACAUACCUGGAGAAUAUAUUGUUCAAGGUGUAAGAUCAUUUAAAUUGGAUAACAGUGUGAGUUCUCUGAAACCAGAAACAGAAAUUCGCUUUCCUUCUAACACCACCAAUUCAUUUGCCAUGUCUGUACAAGAAAUCAUGAAUUGGCAACGUUCAUAUAGAGUUUAUGCUGAUAACAAUAUUAGAGGUAUGAACAAAGAAUUUCUUAAGCGUGCUCUACAAGGAAAGAGUGAAGAUGGUGAAGAAGCCUUUCGUAUGAAAUUUGUUGUACGGAUUUCAACAUGUCCAAUCUUGAUGGAAUUCGACGCUAAAAUUAUACGUCGUAACUUAAAUGAAAAUUGGCCUAACCGAAUAAAACUUGUUUCAGUGACAGGUAUUGAUUUUGCCGGUCGAAAACAUGAUGUAGGCGACAUUCUUUACUAUGUAUCGAAUUGGAGAGAAAUUUAUGAGAUGAGUCAUAUAAAAGAUGAACCAGCAUUACUUAACGAAAGGGAUUUUCGUCUAAAGAAAUUAUGUCCAGCAGGUGAACUACAUCAAAAGCGUCUUCUGAACGAUUUAAUACAUAUGGCUAGGUUACGAUUACGAGCAUGCGAUGCAGAAGGUGUUCAAAUUGUUGUUGAAACAGGUAUUGGACUUGGUGUAUUUGCUGGUGAACAUAUUGGAGUCGAUGAAACAGUACGAAUAACCGCUGCAAUAGCCAUUCGAGCAGUACUUGAACAAGAUGGAUCUAGUUAUAAAAAUAUCCGUGGAAUCGUAUUUGCUCUACCAAUUAUCGAUGUAGAGAAAAAUAGCACAAGCAUUCGUGACACUUUUAGUGAGUUUGUUGAACAUUUCCAGGAACCACCAUAUAAUAGUCCUAUACCUGUAAUGAUUGCUGAUCAAGAUAUGCAUCGAUUAACUGUAGCUAUUGCUCGUCAGGGUUUUAUUGUUUCUGAACUAAAUCCUGCUGAUUCACAUGGUGUCUUUGGCGAAUAUUGGCAAAAUCGAGGACCAGCUGUAGAAGAAAAAUUAGCUUUGACAACAGUUGGUUUACUCGUACAACAUCAUCUCAUCAAUCCACAUGUGCUCAACACAAAUAACUAUUAUUUCAUAUAA